This is a messenger RNA of Ostrinia furnacalis (Asian corn borer), 4471 nucleotides long. It is a transcript of the gene amon, whose product is annotated as prohormone processing protease amontillado. Bases 1 to 1398 code for a protein of 465 amino acids. Gene Ontology annotation, cellular component: membrane; neuron projection. Lineage: Eukaryota; Metazoa; Arthropoda; Insecta; Lepidoptera; Crambidae. The transcript is spliced from 11 exons. Gene Ontology annotation, biological process: peptide hormone processing. Gene Ontology annotation, molecular function: serine-type endopeptidase activity. The record is from RefSeq and is a predicted model, not a curated record.
AUGAACCUACGUGCAGAGCAGUAUAUGAGCAGCAUAUGUAGCACUAUAUCAGCCAACGCAGAAGCUUCAUACGACUUCAGUAGCAACGAUCCGUUCCCAUACCCGCGUUAUACGGACGACUGGUUCAACAGUCAUGGAACGAGGUGCGCGGGCGAGGUGGCGGCCGCGCGGGACAACGGCGUGUGUGGUGUCGGAGUCGCCUACCACUCCAAAGUUGCUGGUAUCCGAAUGUUAGACCAGCCUUACAUGACGGAUCUCAUCGAAGCGAACUCCAUGGGGCACGAGCCUCAUAAGAUCCACAUCUACAGCGCGUCGUGGGGCCCCACAGACGACGGGCGGACGGUCGACGGGCCCCGGAACGCUACCAUGAGGGCCAUUGUCAGAGGGGUUAAUGAGGGUCGCAACGGCCUAGGCAAUAUUUACGUGUGGGCGAGCGGCGAUGGGGGGGAAGACGACGACUGCAACUGCGAUGGAUACGCGGCCUCCAUGUGGACUGUCUCUAUCAACAGUGCGAUCAACGACGGCCAAAACGCGCAUUACGACGAAUCCUGCUCCUCAACCUUGGCUAGCACGUUCAGCAACGGCGCCCGAGACCCCAGCACGGGAGUAGCUACCACUGACCUCUACGGAAAAUGCACUGCGACUCACUCUGGCACGUCAGCUGCUGCCCCUGAAGCAGCUGGAGUGUUUGCCCUGGCGCUACAUGCCAACCCGAGCUUAACAUGGCGAGACAUUCAACAUCUGACCGUUUUAACAUCGAAGAGGAACUCGCUGUAUGAUGCUAAGGGUCGUUUCCAAUGGACGAUGAACGGAGUGGGGCUGGAGUUCAACCACCUCUUCGGCUUCGGAGUGCUAGAUGCGGGCGCCAUGACAGCUCUCGCGGCCAACUGGCGGUCCGUGCCGCCGCGGUACCAUUGUGAAGCCGGUUCUGUUAAUACUCAUACCGAGGUGCCAUCCGAAGGUAGCAUAACGUUGAAGAUCGAUACCACGGCCUGCGCAGGAUCACCCAGCGAGGUGCGGUAUUUGGAGCACGUGCAGGCGGUGGUCAGUGCCAACUCCACACGGCGAGGAGACCUGGAGCUGUUCCUUACGAGCCCUAUGAAUACAAAGUCAAUGAUCCUGAGCAGGCGCGCCAACGAUGACGACUCGCGGGACGGGUUCACCAAGUGGCCUUUCAUGACCACGCACACGUGGGGGGAGUAUCCGCAGGGCGUUUGGACUCUUGAGGCCCGUUUCAACGGCGGUUCAGGCCCCAGCUCCGCAUCAGGCUGGGUGCGAGGCUGGUCACUAGUGCUGCACGGCACCCGCGCGCCGCCCUACGCUCAGCUCCAAGCGCAGGACCCGCACUCCAAGCUCGCCAUCGUCAAGAAGGCCCAUGAGGACAACACUAACAACUAAGCGAUCGGAGGAACGCGGUUUUCCAUUGAGAACUUGUGAACGAGCAACAUUUGUCUCAGUUCGGUCAACAACUAGGAUUGAUCAGCAUGAUUUCAGGCAAUGUUAGUUGGACUUAAGUCCAAGUAACAUCGCACUCGGAUACAUUUGGGGACAAAAUGAACCAGCUCGAUUUUCAUGAGGCUGCAAUGUUGCCCAGUACAUUUGCGGUGCAUAAUAAGAUGUUCACUGCUGCAAGCUGCCGAUCUAAGAGCGAGCGCACGUCAUUUUUUUGUAACGUUUACGUAUUAAUGAGCGUUGUGGCCCUUUUGUCCCCUAGGUAUAUUGAAGGUUUAAGAACGAGGUUGAAGACUAAUAACAAACUAUUGCUGAAAAUUCUUCGAAGUCAACUAUAAAAAUGUUGCUUGUUUAUGACCUUUUACCGGCACCAGCGAUGGCGUGAAUGAAACAAAGUAGAGACACGGUGAAAGGAAUAAUAUUGCAACCAGAUUUUCCAAGGGUUCGGUGAUGACUACACUCAGCAUUUUGACGAGCCAUCGCUGGUGCUGGCAAUGGAAAACGCUAGAAAAGUGAGCGGGGUACCAUUUUAACCAUUUUAAAGUAAUUGAGGCCAAUAACCGAGCCGAUAAGUAUUUUUGGCUCCUUAAUAACUUAUGAUAAAUGCAUUUAGCGGGGUAUUUCAAGUCUAGUUGCCAUAAUACAGGCUCUGUUCGUUCGGGGCUAGUUAUUUGGCUCUUGGUUGGAAUAAUUUAAGUUGUAACUUGAAGGUAGGUACUUCGUCAGCUGCUACUACAGGUAACCCGCAAAUUCAAGAGUUAAGGGUUCGUCUUCCAUACAAUAUUAAUGGUCUACUAGACUAUUACGUAUGGACCAUUGAUUGUUUUUUCUUGAUAGUAAUGUAAAAGUACCAUCAACAUGAACGGAACUGUAUGGUAGCAGCUGUUAACUUAGUUUCUUCAAAAAAGUGAGAGCCUUUACAAAAUAUAGCAAGUUAUUUUUAAAACAUAACUAAUGAGAUAAUAAAGUUAAAGAGAACAGAGAAGAGGUAGAGAAAAGAAGACUCGACGACGACGACGAGUCAGAUCUGAAGAAAUUGGGCAUUCAUCGAAUUUAUAUGGAAUGAGGAAGUAUUGUUUUUUAUUACAGCAGGGAUGAGGCCUUCCCUGAAGGUAAUGAAAUUCAUAAUUUCAGACCUGGGAAUGAAAGAAUGCUUGAAAAAUUUGAAGUUGUUUUACAAAAUGGUGCCCCGAUCACGUCUCCUAAAUUUUACUUGUGUAUCGUUAUGUUGGAAAUUGAAUUUAUUCCCAGUCGAUUCAAAGAUGACUUUUGUCUAGCUAGUGGAUAGUCUGUUAAUGCUUGAGUAUUCAGCAAAAAGAGACAAAACAUACAAAAAUAGUGACGUCGUCUAGGCAAAAGAUAUCUGUUAGUGAAGGAAUGGAAAGAUCUGAUUGGGAUUUAUCGAUACGACUUGACGAGAUGAAACUUUUCCGACAUCCCUAACUAAACUAAAAUCUUGGCAAGCUUUUGGUUUUUUAGGGAAACAUGUUGCAUGUAUGAUACGGUGAGCGUACCGAGAAAUGAUUGGUCUAACAAAUAAGUAUUUUUUCUGCUAUCCCACCCAAUUGAAUUUAUUCAAAAAAGUUUGGCCUUCCAUUUCUUGGUCGAUUUUAAAAAAUAGCACUAGAUAUUGCAAAUCUGAUACAGAUUUUGAUAGUAUAUUCGUUGGUUUGUAAUUUCUAUUUAUUAAAUGAAAUUCGAUGCGACCUAAGUUACUUCAUAAUGUAAGCAUUUGUGAUAUCUACUGCAUUGAAUAUGUACUUAAUCAUCAUUUACUAACUUUUCCAUUGUUUAGUUAUGUUUUCAUAGUUUCAGAUAUUUUUUCAUUAUUUUUAGAACUGUGAAGUAUCAGAAUUCGAAUUCUAGGUUGGAGUAAUUCGUUCUGCUACCGAAGUUUUAGGUUCAAAGUUUUCUGGUAUUUUUGAAAUUAAUUUGCAUUAUGUACAGUUAAGAGAAAAAUAUUUUUCAUUGUUUUAAAUACGUAUCAAAUAUGAUACGUGCUGUCUUUUUUAAUAAUUUAUGAAAUGAUACCUAGUACAAAACUACAUUUUGUUUAAACUUAUUACGUACUUUUUAGGUUCUUUUUGUUUUACCGUUUACUUACUCUAAUAGAACAUUGUUAAGUUUCCGUAAAUAUUAACAGAAUAGAUAACUGCGAAAAGAAUUUUUAUUAUACGGGUAAACAUUAUUAUUUAUCUCGUUUAUAUCUACUUCAUAAUGAUAAAGAGCACACUUAUUUAUGUGGCACAUUUAUAAAAAAAAAUGUAAGCGUGAUUAAUUUUGAUAGAAAGCAUUAAAGCCAAAACCAUUUAUUUUUGUAACUAGUUUUGUAACAGUGAAUUUUGUUCAUCGUAAAUUAAUUAAAAAAUCUGUGUCGUUAACCAUAUUCAGGUAACAUAUCAAAUAAUAACAUGAUCAGUACUUGUAUUUGUGGAUUCAAGAGUUGGGCAGGAUUUGUAAUAACUUUGUAUUCAUUUGUUCUCAGAGAAACAUAGAUCAUGAUGAAUAUACCUAGUUUCGUAUUUUUUAUACAUUACCAAUUCAUUUAUUAUUUGUAAUAUUGAUGUUUUGUCUCAUGAAUAGAUUUUCACACACGUUCCGCAUUUAACCACCAAAAUCAUUAAGUACAAGAAAUAUUUUAAUUAUAAGUUCAUUAUUUUUCAAAUGAGUUUCAUUUAACCCAGCUAAAUGAAGUUCAUUUGAUUUAAAUUUAGUUUUAUUUAAUAUUUUGUAUCAUCAGUGUGAGCUGGUAGGUACAUCAUUAGAUUAAUACAAAGAAUAUAUUAGAAGAUUUAUCGUUACUGAAUAAGAUAAAAUAAAGGUUUAUAAUAACACUUAAAAACUUCCUUUUGGGCCCAGUAACACUGAAUACGAUUAUUUAAUUACGGGAUCUUUAUAUCUAUUUUCUUAAAGAGAUCAAUUUAUUAUUAAAUACAUAAAUCAAACAUUUUAUUGCGUUUUCAAUUCCAAGUUUUCCAAUUAUGAUACGUGGGCAUAAGAGUAGGCUUCAAACGGUUAG